CGCUCAGCUUCCGGUUCUGCCUGUUCCGGCGCACGUAAUUGCCGGGUGCACGUGCAUCCACUUAGUAAGAGUUGCAGGGAGUGGUAGCGAUGGACGCUCUGGAUCGAGUUGUAAAGCCCAAAACGAAAAGAGCCAAGAGAUUCCUUGAGAAGAGAGAACCGAAACUCAAUGAAAAUAUUAAAAAUGCCAUGCUGAUUAAAGGGGGAAAUGCAAAUGCAACAGUGACACAAGUACUUAAAGAUGUGUAUGCACUGAAAAAACCAUAUGGUGUACUGUAUAAAAAGAAAAAUAUUACAAGACCUUUUGAGGAUCAGACAUCACUGGAAUUCUUUUCAAAGAAGUCAGAUUGUUCUUUAUUCAUGUUUGGCUCCCAUAAUAAGAAGCGGCCAAAUAAUCUAGUAAUAGGUCGUAUGUAUGACCACCAUGUGCUGGAUAUGAUUGAAUUAGGUAUUGAGAAUUUCGUCUCUCUAAAAGACAUUAAGAACAGUAAAUGUCCUGAGGGAACAAAACCCAUGCUAAUAUUUGCUGGUGAUGAUUUUGAUGUAACAGAAGAUUAUAGAAGACUAAAAAGUCUUCUUAUUGAUUUCUUCAGAGGCCCCACAGUAUCAAAUAUCCGCCUGGCUGGAUUAGAGUAUGUUCUGCACUUCACUGCACUGAAUGGGAAGAUUUACUUUCGAAGCUAUAAGUUGCUGUUGAAGAAAUCUGGUUGCAGAACACCACGGAUUGAAUUGGAAGAGAUGGGACCCUCAUUGGAUCUGGUUCUGAGGAGGACACACCUGGCAUCAGAUGACCUUUAUAAAUUAUCUAUGAAAAUGCCAAAAGCUCUCAAGCCAAAGAAGAAGAAAAAUAUCUCCCAUGAUACUUUUGGUACAACUUAUGGAAGGAUUCAUAUGCAGAAGCAAGACCUAAGCAAACUACAAACCAGGAAAAUGAAGGGGUUAAAGAAGCGACCUGCAGAAAGGAUAACAGAAGACCUGGAGAAAAAGUCAAAAAGAGUUAAAAAAAAUUGAUGGAACUUAGCCAGCCACUACUGUUUCAUUGUGUUCUACUUAAGAGAAUUAUCAAGCGUCAAUCCAUUCAGUUUCUUAUGAGAUCUUAUUAUAUAUUUUUAUAACAUGAUAAUUUUACAAUAUUAUGAACAGUAAUAUACUAGUAUUAAGUGUAAAGUAAGCCUUUUAUUUGAGACAUUACAGUCUGGUGUGCCAUUUUCUCUUGUGAUAUCCCCUGCCCUCCACAAAUUCUUCUUUCUCAUUGGGUGAAUGGGUGGGUGAGGAGGGAUCUCCAUAACCAAUGAAAUUUUUUUGAAUUUCUGGCCUUAGCUAAAGGAAGACAUAGAAAGCAGAAAUGACCCGCAGGAGCUGUGUAGACACAUUCAAUAUGAACUACCUGGAAAGUUAACCUCCUUUCCCAACAUAGAUCUACAACCUGAUUUUUAUUUUCUACUUUUCUGUUAUUUUACCGGAAAUCCUACUAGUUGACAGUUGUGAUUUUAAGCUUUGUGGCUGAAAAUAUAGAUCUCUGA
Molecule: messenger RNA, 1522 nt
Organism: Piliocolobus tephrosceles (Ugandan red Colobus)
Lineage: Eukaryota; Metazoa; Chordata; Mammalia; Primates; Cercopithecidae
Gene: RPF2
Product: ribosome production factor 2 homolog
Exons: 10
Coding region: 90-1010 (306 amino acids)
Biological process (GO): ribosomal large subunit assembly; maturation of LSU-rRNA from tricistronic rRNA transcript (SSU-rRNA, 5.8S rRNA, LSU-rRNA)
Cellular component (GO): nucleolus
Molecular function (GO): rRNA binding
Source: RefSeq, a predicted model, not a curated record